AGAGAGCUGUUACCAGUGAGAGAGAGAGAGAGAGAGAGAGAGAGAGAGAGAGAACGAGAGAGAGAACGAGAGAGAGAGAGGGGGGGAGCCAGAGAAGAGAGAGAGGGGCAAAGAAUAGAAAGAGCAUUGUGUUGCUGCUGAGAGAGAACCCAUGUCUGCACAAAGAGAGAUGAAAGAGAAGAACCCCUGGCACACGCCUGUGACCAUCAUCAUCUCUGUGAUUGCCGUCAUAGCGAUUGUUGCCUUGGUGACGGUAGCAGUUUUGCAGAACAGGCCCCUCCCCCAAAAGUACAAGUAUGGGAUUGUGCUGGACGCUGGUUCCUCCCACACAGCUCUGUAUAUCUAUGAGUGGCCGGCAGAGAAGGAUAACAACACUGGAAGAGUUGAACAGACGCAUUCCUGCAAAGUCAAAGGUCCAGGUAUCUCCAGUUAUGCGUCAGUUCCACUGCAAGCGGGGGAGUCUCUGAGAGCGUGCAUGCAGGAGGCUGAGCAGCGGGUCCCCAGCAAAAGACACCAGGAGACCCCUCUUUAUCUGGGGGCUACUGCAGGAAUGAGACUACUGAAUAUAGAGAACAGCUUGGCGUCAGACCAGGUCUUACGGGCCGUGGAGGAAGCCCUGCAAAAGUUCCCUUUUUCCUAUCAGGGAGCGAGGAUAAUCAGCGGCCAGGAAGAGGGCGCCUUCGGUUGGGUCACAGUCAAUUACUUGGAUGACCGCCUCACGCAGGGCUUGCAAACCACAGGUGCCCUUGACCUUGGAGGGGCCUCCACUCAGAUUAGCUUCAUAUCUGAUAAUUAUGAUGGCUCAGAGUCACCGAGCAACUCUGUUUCCUUCCGACUCUAUGGAAAUGAUUAUAAUCUCUACACUCACAGCUUCUUGUGUUACGGGAAAGACCAAGCACUGCGAAUGACACUGGCACAACAGACACAGUCAGGCCCAGAAACAGUUUUAGAUCCUUGUUUCAACCCUGGCUUCAAUGAGACAAAGAACUACUCAGUCCUCUAUGACAGCCCCUGCGUGUCAGAUCGGAAGCCCCAGAAAGCUCCUGCAACCUUCAAUCAUCUGGGGAAAGGAAACUUCCAACAAUGCCAGGAAGCCAUCAAAAAUGUCUUCAACUUUAGUUACUGCAAGUACAGCGAAUGCUCUUUCAACGGGGUCUUCCAGCCACUUCUGCAGGGGCAGUUUGGGGCUUUCUCUGCAUACUACUUUGUGAUGAACUUCCUCAAUCUGACUGAUACAUCCAUCCCUCUGGACACUGUCAAGGAAAAGCUAACACGCUACUGCUCUACCCCUUGGAAUCAGAUAAUGCAGCGGCAUCCAGACGUAAAGUUGAAGUAUCUGGCCGAGUAUUGUUUCUCUGGCACAUACAUCUUCACCCUGCUAACAGAAGGAUACAACUUCACCUCAGAGAGCUACUCCAACAUAAAAUAUAUCAAAAAGAUAAAAGGCAGUGACGCAGGCUGGACGCUGGGCUACAUGUUGAAUCUGACCAACAUGAUUCCAGCAGAGGCUCCUGACUCUCCCCCUCUGCCCCAUGCUGGCUACGUCUCCAUAGUCACCAUCAUGGCAAUAGUACUGUUCAUCCUCUUCAUCCUCAGCCUUCGCCCUCUCUGGCCACGCUGCUCCAAACGGCCUCAGAUCAUAUAAACACACAGAUGUAAAGUAUCUAUGAUGGUAAAGAAGGGAAUGUACAUGAGGGCUUGUGAGUAUGUACUGUGGCUAUUCUACUGAUAUGUGAAUACGAUGGAGGGAGGUGAAAGGUCGGGGUGAGCUGCAAAGCGACAGUCCUGCAGCUUGUUCAAGGACAUUUCAGAAGGACAAAUACUUUCAUUGGGGAGUGAGUUCUGCUACUGUGCUUGAAGGACAGUUCCUGUGUUUGUGUGUAUGUUUGAGUGUGAAUGUGUGAAUUUGAAUGCGUGCUUCGAUGGUUGUGCACCCACAUCAGUCUGCAUGUAUGCGUCUUGAAUUAUGAUGUGAAUAUGAUACUGUAUAAAUAAAAUAACACAAGUUUAUAUAAGAUGUUUGAUUCGCUUGUCAUUUGUAAAUAUAUAAUCAGUUAUAAAAUGUUUAAUGUUCCAUGAUUCAUUUAUAUGCACUUUAUCCAGAGAGUAGAGUGGAUUUUUAUAAAAACUACCAUUACGAAGUUCUGCUCUUGAUUAAAACCCA
Messenger RNA from Chelmon rostratus (copperband butterflyfish), 2164 nucleotides. It is a transcript of the gene entpd1, whose product is annotated as ectonucleoside triphosphate diphosphohydrolase 1. The record is from RefSeq and is a predicted model, not a curated record. Gene Ontology annotation, molecular function: UDP phosphatase activity; GDP phosphatase activity. The coding region runs from base 152 to 1645 and encodes 497 amino acids. Gene Ontology annotation, cellular component: plasma membrane. The transcript is spliced from 10 exons. NCBI's taxonomy places the organism in Eukaryota, Metazoa, Chordata, Actinopteri, Chaetodontiformes, Chaetodontidae. Gene Ontology annotation, biological process: nucleoside diphosphate catabolic process.